UUGACAACUGUGAACUGUCAUUGAUUAUCUACAUAAAAAAAAUGCUAUAAGCCUUAGCCUUAGCUUGAGCUUAGGUAAUUAUUAAUUAAUUACAAACCAUGGCCGCAGGUCCGAUAGCGGAGCGUAAUCAAGAUGCAACCAUUUAUGUGGGAGGUUUGGAUGAUAGAGUAUCAGAGAGCUUACUCUGGGAGCUUUUUGUGCAAUCCGGACCAGUUGUCAAUGUGCAUAUGCCAAAAGAUAGAGUGACACAAACACAUCAAGGCUAUGGAUUUGUUGAGUUUAUGGGUGAGGAAGAUGCUGACUAUGCUAUCAAAGUCAUGAAUAUGAUAAAGCUGUAUGGUAAGCCAGUAAGAGUUAAUAAAGCAUCUGCACAUCAAAAGAAUCUUGACGUUGGUGCUAAUGUCUUUAUUGGUAAUUUGGACCCUGAGGUCGAUGAAAAACUGCUAUAUGACACAUUCUCUGCCUUUGGUGUCAUAUUACAAACACCUAAGGUGAUGAGAGACCCAGAAACAGGCAACUCGAAAGCGUUUGCUUUUAUAAACUUCGCGUCAUUUGAGGCGUCUGAUGCUGCGAUAGAGGCGAUGAACAACCAGUACUUGUGCAACCGGCCUAUAUCUGUGUCAUACGCUUUCAAGAAAGAUGUCAAGGGAGAGAGACACGGUUCCGCUGCUGAGAGGUUACUUGCAGCUCAGAACCCUUUGUCCCACGCGGACCGUCCUCACCAGUUGUUCGCGGACGCUCCACCAACGAUCAUGGGGCCGAUGCUGAUGGCACCACCGCCGCCGCCUACACCAUCGCCUAUGCCACCGCCAGGACCGCCAAUCAACGCCAGGCCGCCACCCCCACUGCCAAUGUCCGCGCCGCCACCACCACCGUCUUCAAUGCCACCACCGGGCCCGCCACCACCGCCGGGUCCCCCGCCUCCCCCGCCACCAUUCCACCACUACCCACCUCCACCUUUCGGGCCGCCUGGCUUUGGGCCGCCGCCACCGCCGGGGUCGAGGCCCCCUCCACCGUGGAGGCCGCCGCCACCUUCCUUCAGGCCUCAAUUCCCUCCACGUGGGCCCCCGCCGUUUGGACAUCCUCCAUUCCCCCCGCAUCACCCGCCUGAACCAAAUUAUAACUACUAAUUAAGUAAUAUCGAUUGAUUAAGAAUUGAAGACUGUGGAGAAAUAUAAGAAAAUUUUGAAAUUUCAUAUAAUU
Molecule: messenger RNA, 1203 nt
Organism: Pararge aegeria (speckled wood butterfly)
Lineage: Eukaryota; Metazoa; Arthropoda; Insecta; Lepidoptera; Nymphalidae
Gene: Spx
Product: splicing factor 3B subunit 4
Exons: 6
Coding region: 99-1130 (343 amino acids)
Biological process (GO): positive regulation of mRNA splicing, via spliceosome
Cellular component (GO): nucleolus; U12-type spliceosomal complex
Molecular function (GO): RNA binding
Source: RefSeq, a predicted model, not a curated record